Molecule: messenger RNA, 3010 nt
Organism: Syngnathoides biaculeatus (alligator pipefish)
Lineage: Eukaryota; Metazoa; Chordata; Actinopteri; Syngnathiformes; Syngnathidae
Gene: smim8
Product: small integral membrane protein 8
Exons: 4
Coding region: 305-592 (95 amino acids)
Source: RefSeq, a predicted model, not a curated record
CAGAUCCUGAUGACUAUGGCCGAAACGACGUUAGACGAAGAGUAUGUAGUCUAGUUUUAAUUCUACGUGAUUUGUCAGAGAGGUCAAAAAUGUGGUCGGAAAGACAAGGAAGCCAACAUAUGCGGCUGCACGCAACGGUGCAAUCGCAUCAAGUAAAAUGUAGUGUUUUUCCACAUGAACGUUGACCUUUGCAACAUGGCCGCCGCCCAAGCGCUGGCCUAAUAAAGUCUACAUAUCUAUAACAAGAACAUGAAGUGAAGAGGAGCAAGAAGACGGAAAGAAGCGAAGUCACGACACAAUCGAUAUGACGUCCAAUAACUCUAGUAAUGGAAAGAAGGGUACUGUAGAAACAGAUUACAGGGCUGCCGGAUUGAAGGGCGCACAGACCACCACACUCUUCAAAGUUGUCAAUCCCGAACUCUUCAUCAAGCCAAAUAAACCAAUGAUGGCAUUUGGACUGAUUACCAUCACUUUGUGUGUUGGGUAUCUGGGCUACCUACAUGCAAUGAAAGAAAAUGACCAGCAGCUUUACGAGGCCAUUGACAGUGAAGGAGAGAGAGUGAUGAUGAGGAAAGCUUCUAAAUGGGCUUGACAGCAGAUUGUUUUGGUUUUGUAAGAACAAACCAUCCAUCCAUCAAUCUAUCCAUCCAUUUUCUUACCACUUAUUCUCACAAGGCUUGUGGGAGUGCUGGAACCUAUCCCAGCGGUCAACGAGUAGGAGGGAGUACAGCCAGCCAAUCUGAGUGACUGGAGAAAACCCACCCAGGCAUGGAGAGAACAUGCAAACUCCACACUGGCAGGUCCAGGAUUGAACCGGGACCUCAGAAAUGUGAGGCCAACACUCUCCUGCUGAACCACUGUGCCACCCCCUUUAUCGAACCUAGAGUAUGGAAAAGUAUACAGCCCAGCUAAAAAUUUGCUAUAGAACAUUGCCAAAUAAUUGUUAUAGAAACAUUCAACAGAAAUCCUACAGAAAUGCAAUAUAACGUUAGGACCAUAGUUCUAAAGAACUUUAGGACCAAAGUUCUGUAGAACUGUUCUCAAGAACUGAAACAUCGCUUCUACAUUGUAUUCGUAAAUUGCAUUAACGUGACAAUCCCAGAUAUAAUCAACGUUGCCUUAGAACAUAGAAACAACGUUGCCAUGCUACAUGGAAAUUCAGCAAUUAAAACGUUAUAGAUUGAAACCUGUAUUAUGUUGUGUGAAACUAGACUUUUCCUAAUCAAACGACCAAGAAUUACAAUGAGAUUAUUCGGCUCACAGUAAUACAUUUAACAUUUAGAACAAAUAAAUUUUUGCUUAAAUUAUGUUACAAACAAAAUAAAAUAUAAUAUUCCACUACGAACUUUAACUAUGUGUCGCUCAUAUUUACUGUCCAUCUGUUUCUUACCACUGCCACCGCAUCUGUCAGGCGCAUAUUUCAGGCAUGAUGCAACAGCACUCUGUACAUCACUCAGGGUACCCUCGUGGUUUCUCAAGACACCUUAUGAGUUCAAAAUUAAGAGACUGGUUAUUAUUACGUCUGGCAAACACAAAACUAUCAGUUAGGAAUCUAUCAAAUGAAAUAAUUCAUAUUUUGUUUCUAGAAAGAGCAUUUGAAGGACCUCAUUCUUCAGAAAUCUGCAAACAGCACAUAAAAUACUUUCAAUUGUAUUAAUAAAUGCAAUAUCGUUUGAAAGUUAAAACAAGUACAAAAUCACCUGAUUCUCAGCUGUAUAUUACUGGUAAUAUUUUUUUUUAAUUCUGAACAUAAUAUAUAAUAUUCAAUUACCUAUUCAGAACCCCUUUGAUAUUUCCCUUGAGGGUUACCCCUCCAACCUUCAAUAUUUGGAAUUUCUGCAAAUCUUAAAGAGGAUGGCAAAAUUAGGAAUUAGUUUGUUGUUAAAAUUCAACUCAACUUUUUCAGAGUCAAUCAGGUCUUCCGUCACCUUCUGUUCAAGGACAAUGAAUUCGGACAGAGAUUUUAUCUGUACAAUGUCGAUGUCCUCUUCUUGUGCUGCCCGAUGGUCUUGAUGCCUGACGGUGUCCCUUAUCUGCGUGAGCAGCAUCAGCACUUUUUUUUGGAACCCUGAAAUUUUGCUUAAAUGUUACCUGAUACAUUUAAUCAACAGAUAAAGUGUUGUUCAUUUGCUAAUCAGACAAGGAUGGGUUGUGGAGCCGGUGGUUGUCCUUGAAUUUUGUACGCAGAAAAGCGGCUGGUGGCAUCCUCCUCUCCCAGGUGUUGCCGUUGCGAUGAACGACACCAGAUAGGGAGCAGAAAGUUACCAUCCCGGUCCAGGACCAGACUGCGGGGGGCAGCCACUUUUACCAUGGCCCAUAUAUAUAAAAACCUUGUGUUACCGGGCAGGUCUUGUCUUCUUCUUUGGCUAUCCUGCCAGAAGACACAGAUACCUAGAUAAAACCCAGACGUCUGUAUUGCACAUUCCUUUGUCAUAAAUCCAUUUGCUGUUAACUUUUUCUAAUCAUUGGUCAUAUCUUCCUCGACUCGUGAACACGCGUAGGGUCCAAACUCGCAAAUCCCUACAACAUGUAGUAGUAGAGAUUUAAAUGAGACAUGCCAGUUAUGAUUUCCCCAUGCACAACUGGGGAAAAAUAACUUACUGGUCACUUUUACUAUACCCAUCUUAUUCUACUCCAAGGAAGUUGAGCAGGUACCAUAACCACUUGUGUUAGCUGAAAAAAGAACUAUUUUGGAUUAAUCAUAAAUGCUAUCGGCACAAGAAGAAGCUGGCCACGUUUAACUUCGGCCACUCUUACGAGCGAACUGCUCUGUAAUGGAAGAAGAAAGAAAGAAGAAACAGAAUCUAAUGGCGACAAAUGGUGGGAGUGAAAACUCUAAAAUAAAGUUCACAUUAGGUAUUGAUGGAAAAUAUUACAUUUCAUGAACGAAUGUCCUUUACUCUAGCUAGAACCAAUUUUAUAAACUUGAAUAUUUUUUCCUUGGUGGCACUACGAAAAUAUUGUAUAUAUCGUAGGAGUGCUUCCUACGGGAUGCCGUGAUUUUCUUGCC